GCAUGGUUAACCUUACUUCACUUUCCCCUCUAUAUAUAAAUCCCAUGUCACAGCCAACCCCAUUAUCUUCCAACAACAUAUUAAUUAAAGCUCUCCCUCAACUCAACUAUGCUUACUUCCACUUCUUCCAGGACUUCCACUCAAUUUUUCCAGGAUUUUCUUGGAGAGUUUUACUCCAGAAGAUUGCUCCUCCGCACCCCACUUUUCCAGUCCACCAAUCUGGCUGCCCCUCCCGGAACCCCUCAUGACCCCUCCGAACCUUAUUCCGGCAACAACAGCUUCGACGCCAAUGUGGUCAUGGUUCUCUCAGUCCUUCUCUGCGCCCUGAUUUGCUCCCUUGGAUUGAACUCCAUCAUCCGAUGUGCCCUCAGAUGUUCAACGUUUGUUGCCUCGAGAUCAGGCGCCAACUCCACGGCAAGAUUAGCCAACACAGGAGUGAAACAGAAGGCCCUCAAGACUUUCACAAUCCUCAACUUUUCACCGGAUUUAAAGCUCCCAGGAUUGGGCACGGAGUGUGUAAUUUGCCUAUCCGAAUUUACGUUGGGCGACCGUGUCCGCCUCCUCCCGAAAUGCAACCAUGGAUUCCAUGUUCGGUGCAUUGACAAGUGGCUGAGCUCGCACUCUUCUUGCCCUACUUGCCGACACUGCCUGCUCGAAACUUGCCAGAAAAUUGUUGGCUGCAAUCAGGCGAGUUCAUCAGAAUCUGAGGCUCAGCCUGCACAGGAAACGAUUGUGAGCAUACCACCACUAGAACCUGAAGGUCUGAUACAAAGUUAUAGAGGGAUUAGCUAGAAGUAUAUUUUGGUUACUAGAAUAUGUGAUAUCACACGAAUUUGUAGUUUUAGCUGUAAAUUACAUGUAUAGUUUGAAUAGUAGCAUGAUGAUUUUAGAUCUAAUCUUCCCUUGUAAUUGUAAUUGUGAAAAUGAAAUUAGAUAUUAAAAUUACAGUCCA
Molecule: messenger RNA, 952 nt
Organism: Mangifera indica (mango)
Lineage: Eukaryota; Viridiplantae; Streptophyta; Magnoliopsida; Sapindales; Anacardiaceae
Product: RING-H2 finger protein ATL78-like
Exons: 1
Coding region: 109-792 (227 amino acids)
Biological process (GO): protein ubiquitination
Molecular function (GO): transferase activity
Source: RefSeq, a predicted model, not a curated record